Molecule: messenger RNA, 687 nt
Organism: Carassius auratus (goldfish)
Lineage: Eukaryota; Metazoa; Chordata; Actinopteri; Cypriniformes; Cyprinidae
Product: hepatocyte cell adhesion molecule-like
Exons: 3
Source: RefSeq, a predicted model, not a curated record
UUUAUUUCUUUUGCAGGUGUGUUUGCUGGUGAUGCAGAUGAAAUGAAAUCGGUAUCAGUGACUGAGGGAAAUUCUAUCACUAUAAACCCUAAUAUUACUGAAGUACAGAGAGAGGAUCAGAUUCUGUGGAUGUUUGGACCUAAAGAGACUCGAAUAGCUGAACUCUAUAUGCAGAGCAUUGAUAUGUUUAACAGUAAAGAGAUAUUUGGAGACAGACUGCAGCUGGACUCUUUCACUGGAUCUCUGAUCAUCAGAAACAUCAGAAGAACAGACUCUGGACUUUAUAAAGUACAGAUCCGCAGCGACAGAGGAAACUCAGACAAGACAUUAAGUAUUACUGUCUACGCUUGUCUACCUGCUCCCGUCAUCACCAGAAACUCUUCAAUCUGUUCAUCAUCAUCAUCGGUGUCUAGAUGUUCACUGCUGUGUUCAGCUGUGAAUGUGAGUGCUGUGACUCUCUCCUGGUACAAAGGAAACAGUUUAUUGUCCAGCAUCAGUGUGUCUGAUCUCAGCAUCAGUCUCUCUCUACCUCUGGAGGUGGAAUAUCAGGAGAACAACAUCUACAGCUGUGUGAUCAACAAUCCCAUCAGAAACCAGACCACACAUCUGGACAUCAACAAACUCUGUCACACGUGUCCAGGUAUGUCAGUGACUCUGGUCAUUGUUGUGGUUCUACUGAAGCUGUGA